This is a messenger RNA of Spinacia oleracea (spinach), 1433 nucleotides long. Its product is annotated as organ-specific protein S2. Bases 105 to 1163 code for a protein of 352 amino acids. Lineage: Eukaryota; Viridiplantae; Streptophyta; Magnoliopsida; Caryophyllales; Amaranthaceae. The transcript has 9 exons. The record is from RefSeq and is a predicted model, not a curated record.
UUUUUCCAAUUUUUUAACGUUGUAAUUUACAUUAUAAAAGGGAACCCAUACUACCUAUUUUCCACAGAUAAAUCGUUUCAAGUCUUUUAGCUAAGCUUGCAGAUAUGGAGUUCAACAUCAUGAGAAUCCUGUUCAUAUUUCUGCUCUCAAUUAUCUUGGUUGCAGGACCAACCAAUGGGAGAAAGAGUCCAGGAGAUUAUUGGAGAGAGAUAAUGAAGGACCAACCUAUUCCAGAAUCAAUCAAAGAUUUUUUAAAUCAGAAUCAGAAGGGAGAAUCCACUAAAGUUUUAAACAAAAAAUUUGAUCCAUCACCCAACGCCAUGCGCUACGGGCAUUAUGUCCUUGCAGAAGAGGUGAAACACCAAAGUGCAUAUUACAAUGUUGAAGGCCUAACUGAUAAAAAGGAAGAAGCAAUCAAAGGUUUUAAUAAAGAAUUUGAUCCAUCGUCUAAUGCCAUGCGUUACGGACAUUAUGUCCUUCCAAAAGAGGUUCAAGGCCUAACCGAUAAGAUGGGAGAAGCAAUUAAAGGUUUCAACAAAGAAUUUGAUCCAUCUCCUAAUGUCAUGCGUUAUGGGCAUUAUGUUCUUGCAAAAGAGGUUGAAGGCCUAGCUAAUGAGAAGGCAGAAGCAACAAUUAAAGAUUUUAACAAAGAAUUUGAUCCAUCACCCAAUGUCAUGCGUUACGGGCAUUACGUUCUUCCAAAAGAGGUAGAAAGCGCAACUGAUGAAAAGGGAGAAGCAACUAAAGGUUUCAACAAAGAAUUUGAUCCAUCGCCCAAUGUCAUGCGUUAUGGGCAUUAUGUCCUUGCAAAAGAGGAAGAAGGCCUAACUGAUAAGAAGGGAGAAGCUACUAAAGGUUUCAACAAAGAAUUUGAUCCAUCAUCCAAUGCCAUGCGUUACGGGCAUUAUGUCCUUGCAAAAGAGGUUGAAGGCCUGAGUGAUGAGAAGGAAGAGGCGGCUAAAGUUUUCAACAAAGAAUUUGAUCCAUCACCUAACGUCAUGCGUUAUGGGCAUUAUGUCCUUCCAAGACAGUUUGAAUCAAUGGCCAAUCUUGAUGAACAGGCUGAAGGCCUAAGUGAUGAGAAGCGGGAAGCAAUGAAAGGUUUCAACAAAGAAUUUGAUCCAUCGUCCAAUGUCAUGCGUUACGGACAUUAUGUCCUUUAAAAGAUGUCAAACCCCAAAAAUAAAGAUUACAACAUAUUUACUUCACGAGAAGCUAGCAUCUAUCAAGUCAGUUGCGCUACUGAUGCAUAAAUCGUAUUUUAUGGGCCGAUGUUUGUAUUUCUGGUUUAGUUUUUUGUGGGCUGAUGUCUGUAUUUCUGGUUUAUAACACAUCUUUAUUUUAAUGCUUUUCUACUUGCUAAGUCCAUGUUUUUAUAGGGUCUAUCCCUAAAUAUAACUAUGGUAAUAAACUUCAUUUCCAUGUUUGUUUUA